Molecule: messenger RNA, 807 nt
Organism: Hydra vulgaris (swiftwater hydra)
Lineage: Eukaryota; Metazoa; Cnidaria; Hydrozoa; Anthoathecata; Hydridae
Source: RefSeq, a predicted model, not a curated record
AUGUUUUGCACAGUGUGUCUGGCCUACAGCAAAGCUAGUGAACCCAAUUCAUUUACUGAUGGCAUGAAUGAUUGGAAGCAUGUUCACCAACGAAUUGAAGAACACGAAUCGAGUAAACACCAUUGCAGGAGUGUAGAGGCACACAUUAUGUCGAGCAAUGACAAGGACGUGUAUAGCUUGCUUUUUUCAAAUCAAAAAAAUGUGAGAGCUGCUCAAGUUAAAGAAAAACGGCAAGUUCUAGAACGUGUGAUAGAAAUUGUUAAACUUAUUGGAAAGCGAGGACUUAGUUACAGAUCUAUCAAUGACGCAGCCUACUGUCUGGACAAUGUCAAUAUUGACCACGGGAACUUUUUAGAAAUUUUAAUCUUUCUGUCUAAAUUUGACCCGCUUAUGAAAAAUCAUCUUGACAUCGUGACGGAGAAAAGUAAGCAACGACAUGUCACGUGCGCAGCAUCAGGAACGAAGGGACAAGGAGGGUUAGUAACAUUUAUUUCAAGCACUACUGUCAAUUAUGUAAUUGAAUCUGUUCGCCGUAUGAUUAAGGCAAUGAUUGCAGAUGAGAUUCAAUCGGCAGGAAUGUUCUCUGUGCAACUGGACACAACGCAAGAUGUUAGCGUAAAAGAUCAAUGCUCGAUUGUAAUCCGAUAUGUUAAAGACCAUAUUUACGAGCGACUGGUAUCCGUCAGCAAUUGUACUAAUUCGACAGGCAAGGGUAUGUUCGAGUUGUUCCGGGAUGAAAUUGUCAAAAUGGGCAUAAACAUUGAAAACUGUGUGGGAUACUCUACAGACGGGGCGGCAAACAUGUAG